Molecule: messenger RNA, 4411 nt
Organism: Gymnodraco acuticeps
Lineage: Eukaryota; Metazoa; Chordata; Actinopteri; Perciformes; Bathydraconidae
Gene: tmem117
Product: transmembrane protein 117
Exons: 8
Coding region: 421-2043 (540 amino acids)
Biological process (GO): intrinsic apoptotic signaling pathway in response to endoplasmic reticulum stress
Source: RefSeq, a predicted model, not a curated record
GCUGGUGAAUAAUGUGUUGGCUACAUUGCGUUGCACAGAUGCUAUGCGUGCUGUGUGGAUCCAGCCAUCUCCAUCCUCUGUACAGCAGCAGCGUCCCGUUCACAGCCCAGAAACAGCACCGCCCGGCGGGAACCUGCUGACGAAGCACCGCCCGGCUCAGCUAGCCCGCCCGGCGCAUGGACGCUCCAGCACAAUGGCAGAGGAUUUGGGGAUGCCUCUGUCGUAUACCAACAACAGGUCGCAUGGAUAAUCCCUCCACAAAAACCCUCCCGCAUCGUUUCGUUUUUGGGAUGAUUAGAGCGCCGCUGUCGGCUUGAUGUGACAGGAGAGCCGUGCGGGAGCGGGGCGUCUUGUCCCGGCUGUCGACUGAAAGCAACAACGGCGUGGAGCAGGUGCGUUCAUGACGCUGAUCCACCGCACAUGCACACAUUAUAUUACCGAGUUGCAAGCAGGUGUAGUGUGGCUGGGGGGCUCAGCAGGAUGGAAAUAGAUGCCCGUUUCCGCUACUAUUUCCAGCACCCGUGGUCACGUCUCAUCGUGGCCUACCUGGUCACCUUCUUUAACUUCCUCAUCUUUGCGGAAGACCCCAUCUCUCACAGUCAGACAGAGGCCCAUAUGAUUGUGGUGGGCAACUGCUUCUCCUUCCUGUUCAACAAGUACCCGGGCCUCGAAUGGAACGCCCUGAAAGUAAUAUGCUGGAUACUGGCCAUUAUCACCGGCAUGUUAGCUGGGAAGUUUAUAUUCCACCGCCAGCUCUUUGGUCGAUACCUGCGCCUGAAAGUGUUCCGCGAGGAUCAUGGCUCCUGGAUGACCAUGUUCUUCAGCGCCAUCCUCUUCCUCUUCAUCUUCUCACACAUCUACAACAUUUUCCUGCUGAUGGCUGGAAGCAUGGAGCCUCACUUGGUGACAGAUUACAUGGGCAUCAGGAAUGAGAGCUUUAUGAAGAUUGCUGCCGUGGGGACGUGGAUGGGAGACUUUGUCACAGCGUGGAUGGUGACAGAUAUGAUGCUCCAGGAUCAGCACUACCCAGACUGGGGCAAAGCAGCCAGAAGGUUCUGGAAACAAGGCAACAACAGGAUUGUUCUCUUCUGGACUGUGCUCAUCAUUCUGACCUCGGUGGUGGUUCUGGUCAUCAGUACGGACUGGAUCAGCUGGGACAACCUGAACCGCGGCUUCCUGCCCAGCGACGAGAUCUCCAGGGCCUUCCUGGCCUCCUUCAUCUUGGUCUUCGACCUUCUCAUUGUCAUGCAGGACUGGGAGUUCCCGCACUUCAUGGGUGACCUGGAUAUGAAUCUUCCAGGAAUGUCAACUACGCAUGUGAAGGUCAAGCUUCCUCUCUGCAAGAGUAUCUUUAAAGAGGAGUACCACAUCCAUAUCACAGGUAAGUGGUUCAACUACGGUAUCAUCUUCCUCGUGCUGAUCCUGGACCUGAACAUGUGGAAGAACCAGAUCUUCUACCAGCCCUACGAGUACGGUCAGUAUGUGGGCCCCGGUGAGAAGAUCUUCACAGUGGAGGAACCAGAGACUCUCCGCUUCUUCAACCGGAGCACUCUCACCUACGAGUGGCGCUCCACCAACAUAAAUCCCGACAGCAACCUAACCUACGUGGAGCGGGACAUGUUCCUCCACAGCCGCUGGACCGGAUCCGGCCUGGACAUCAAGUGCCUGGCCUUCAUCCCCAGCCUGGCUGCGUUCGUCCUCUUCGGGUUCUUCGUUUGGUGGUUCGGGCGAUUUCAGGACAGCGAGACGUUCCCGGAAAAUCCGGACAAGUCGUAUGAGAGGAUAAAGAGGAAGUCGCCGUCAGAGUACAGCAAAGAGAUGGGAGUGACGCCAGAAGAGGUGCCCAUGAACAUGAGUGACAGUCUGAAACGAAUUGGAACGCCAAUGCUUCUCUCGGUGGACGGGCAACAUUUCGGAGCGACGCCCUCUACGAACUCAACUAUCUCCAUGGAGACCCAGGAGACACAUCCGAGCAUCGUGAUUGACAGCGCAGAGCAGGAGGAACCAGCUGUCUCUUUUGAUGUCCACAAACUCUCUCCGUGACCUUAUGAACUCCUGAAACUUCAUUUAUAAAUGAGAGCUCAAGAUUCAGUCGGUCAACAUCUUAAGACGUCUCUUUUUCCUUGGACAAGACCAAGCUUCAGUAGAAGUUGACCAAAAACUGUUCAUGAGAUUUGGAAAAUAUGGACAAAGUGAUGUUCCAUGAUCACAAAGGCCAGUCCUGAUGGCUGUAUUUGUUUGAAUAUAUUUUUCUAAAUCUAUUUUUUAAACAGCACCGAGUCUGAUAACAAACACAGAAUGCAAAACUUUUAAUUGACAUGGUGCUCGCUCGGGUUUUGCAUUUUCAUAAUUCAAUUUUGUCACGGGGAAGCCAUUGUGGUGCCUAUAUACCAGAGGAGUAUUUAUACAGUCAUGACAUUGCAGCCAGGUGGAGUUUAUCGUAUCACACCAAUGUUACAGCUACACUAGUGCCUUGAUAUUUCAUAUAUAACCAGAUACAGACUGAAACAUAUUCAGUCUAUGCUACUAUAGGCAACAAAAUGGAAGAUGUCCAAGUUACAGUAUGCUUUAACGUCUUAUUUAUGUAUCACCUGGACAAUUGUUACCUUAUUUUAUCCUAUGGCUUUAUCAUUUUAAUGUAUUAUCAUGUGACGUCAAUCUCACUCCCACUUCUUGUUAAAUGACAUGAUUAUGAACAUUGAUGACCUACAUUACAUUACAUGUUACUUGUUAGACGCUUUUAUCCAAAGCGACUUACAUACUCAAUACUGUGGACAAUCCCCACAGGAGCAAUUUGGGGUGAAGUGUCUUGCCCAGGGAUACAACGACAUGCUGACUGCAAUGGGGUUUGAACCUGUGACCCCCUGCGCACAACCCACUGCGUCACACGCCGUCACCAGCGCCAUAUAGACUGAACAUGAACCACGUGACGAUAACCGUUUUUGGACUUCCGUUGUCGUAACUCUUCUAUCUAUAUGGCGCUGGCCGUCACCUAUUCAUAUCCUCUCUCUUGAUAUUAGUUACAGAGAUAUUAAAUGCAAUCAGCUAACAUCAAAUAGCUAACCAACAAUCCACCUCAUGAUUGCUCGUGUGGCCGCUGCAACUGGACUGAAUACCAACACAGUCAGAAGGGUGGUUUUGCCCUUGGCAUAAACACGCCAUUGAAGUGCAGAGGAGGCUUCUGCUCCAAAGCUCAGGAUUUCUUUAUGUCUAGAUAAACCUUAAAAGGUUUAGAAGCAGUAUUUUCAGACAUGGUAAAUGCAUGAAGACUUAUUUAUUUAUUUAUUUAUACAUUAUCCUAGUGUUAAAAAAAAAGAAAUAUGAUGUUCAAACACAACUGAAACCUUCAGCAUUUAUCUGGCUUGAAAAGUAUUCACUGCCUUUCCACAUAUUCUCCUAUGCUACCAAAUCUCAUUUAUAUUGGGAGUUUUUGGUCCAAAAAGCAUGCCCUUCAGUUUUUUCUGUGAAGUGCAAAUACUAACUCAAUUACCAAAUUACUAACUAAUGAUUUUUUAGGUGUGGCACUUUCAAUAAGUAAAAGUAAUUUGACCAAAGAUACUGUACAACAUGUUUAAGUGUUCUCAACAAAUAAUGCUGCAUAAGUUGAUAUGCUAAUUUAAAGGAGCUAUAUUCACGAUAGACAGAGUGGAAUGAUAGUAUGUGUUAUUGCACCACUCUGCAAUGUCUGCAUUAUAAUGGACUGUAAUGUAGCUACUAUAAUGUCCUGGAAAAUGAUUUCCCAAAAACAGAGAAAUAUCAAACACUAACCACAUCUUUUGCUUCCUAACACAGUUGUGACAGAGUUUUGUUCAAACAUUAUUAUAAGUAAUGAGCCUGGGGUGUGCCGCCAGAAGUUACAGAGUCCUGCAUAAUUUAACUUUAAUCAUUAAUGACUCAAUUUUCUUUUUCUGUCUUUACAUGAUUUUUUUACUUACGUCAUAAUGCAUCUUACAUUUAAUGUGUCUGCUUCUUUCCAUUUACAGUUUUCAUUUCGGAGUUGCUCAAAUUUAAAGACAUGUGUGUUAUUUUGAGAUGUGUUCAUAAGCAGCAGCUGUCUGAUCUCUGAUUGGUCAGCUCCCAUGUAUUGGCAGCAGUCUGACCAAUCAGAGCAGCUUCUCUGUGUGUUGGAUUUCAUUUUUAGGUGUCACACUGCUAACAUUUCUUUAAAAAGUUAGUUAAUACACCAACUAAAUGUGCCUCGAAUUAAUGAAUUGAAUAGUUAAUCAGUGUAACAUAUUUUUGAUGUGAUAAUUUGUUAAUUUAUUAUAUUUAAUACUGUAAAACGUAAUUAUUAUUACGGUUGCACACCCCUGACUGUGUGUGUGUGUGUGUGUGUGUGUGUGUGUGUGUGUGUGUGUGUGUGUGUGUGUGUGUGUGUGUGUGUGUGUGUGUGUGUGUGUGUGUGUGUGUG